AUGUACCCGGGCCUUGUGGAGCUCAGGCUCGCGAAUGUCGAGAAGCUCACAGACGGUGCGCUCCGCGCGAUAGCCCAGCAUCUGCCGAAGCUGCAUCUUCUCGACCUGCAAGCAUCGAGGGGGAUCUCUGACUCGGGAGUGAUCGAGCUGGCGCAGAAAUGUACCGCGUUGAAAGCUCUCAAUCUCUGCGAGACUUCUAUCACGGAUGCUGCUAUCACUGCGAUAGCGAACAAUUGUGGAGAUUUAGAAGCGCUAGUCUUGCAGAACUGCGAAAAUCUCACGGACGCCGCACUUCAAGUGGUAACUCUGCCAAAGCUGACAAAGCUUUACCUGGAUGAUUGUCCUGCCAUCUCUGACGCUGGCUUGAUAGAACUGUCUCGGCAAUGCACCGCGCUAAAGUCACUUAGUAUCCGCAGCACUUCCAUCACUGAUGCCGCCGUUUCUGCGGUCGCGAGGAAUUGCCCCGAUCUUGAGGAACUGCAAGUUGAAAACUCUCAAGUCACCGACGAAUCGAUUAUAUCGCUUCUACAGCACUGCGCUCACCUGACCCAGUUGGACUUUGACAGGACUGGUAUCACUUUGAUCUCUGACGCGGGAGUGGUCGAGCUGGUGCAGAAAUGUACCGCGUUGAAACAUCUCGAUCUCAGCGGGAAUCUUAUCACCGAUGCUGCUAUCACUGCGAUAGCGAACAAUUGUGGAGAUUUAGAAGAACUAGUCGUGGAGAACUGCGACAGUAUCACGGACGCCGCACUUCGA
Aureococcus anophagefferens is the source of this 756-nucleotide messenger RNA. RefSeq lists its product as hypothetical. Gene Ontology annotation, molecular function: protein binding. Gene Ontology annotation, biological process: SCF-dependent proteasomal ubiquitin-dependent protein catabolic process. Gene Ontology annotation, cellular component: SCF ubiquitin ligase complex. Lineage: Eukaryota; Pelagophyceae; Pelagomonadales; Pelagomonadaceae. The transcript has 2 exons. The annotation marks the transcript as partial. The record is from RefSeq and is a predicted model, not a curated record.